CUAGCCUCGUUUUGGCGACUGUGGUGUUGCUACGGUAAACAGUACUGUUGGAAACGAGGCCAUAUAUUUAGUAACACAUUUCCACGGUCAACACUAGUGAAAAAGCGGCUUCUGAAAUGGCGCUUCCUUUCCUUCCAGGACAAGUUUUUGACCGAAAGCUCGGUAAAACAAAAUUUCACAAGACACAUCAAUUCGACUACAGAAACGAUGUCUCAUCGUAUGUUGGUGAAGCAAAGUGCGGAAUUGGAGGAGAUCCUCUACCUGGACAAAAGCUAAAACCUAGACACAGCCAUUACCCCAAAGGCGUUGGAGCCGAGGCCCCAGCUUGGGUUGCCUUUGAUAGACAGGUUUUAUGCUUUGAUGCAUAUUUCCAAGAAGCUGUACACGAGAAGAGAGAAGAGCAGUAUCGAAUUAGAAAAUGUAAAAUCUACUUCCACCUUGAGGAUGAUAGCAUACAAGUAAACGAACCAAAAGUUGAUAAUAGUGGAAUUCCUCAAGGUACCCUCAUUCGCAGACACAGAAUCCCUCUCCCUCCCCCUAACGAUGACCAGUUCUACACUGUGGAGCACUUCAAUAUUGGCAAGGAGAUUGCUCUGUACUCUCGGAUAUUCAAGGUCACUGGUUGUGAUGAUUUUACUCAUAACUUCUUGCGCAAGCUUGGUGUCCGUGUCAAUAGGCCAUCAGAAAUCCCUAAGGAUCCAUACACAGAUCAUCGCAAACAGAUGGUGGAGAGCAUGCAGCCAUUACGUCCUUAUGAGAAAGAAGACACCUUAAAGCAAUUCUUACAACAUGACAGAAGAGUUCUGCGUUUCUACUGCUUGUGGGAUGACACAGAUAACAUGUUUGGAGAUGCUCGCGAGAUGAUCCUGCACUACUUCCUUGCAGAUGACACGGUGGAGAUCCGUGAGGUCAUCCCCCCAAACUCUGGGCGUGAUGCUGCACCCAUGUUUCUUAGGAGGCAACGGCUACCCAAGGAGCCAACCUCUUUGCGUCAGCCUGGUGAAAUCACAGGACGCACUGUCUUGAAUGUCUUUGGACCCAUGGGACACGGAGGGAGAUGGAUUCUUGACAGCCUUAAGACUGGAGCCGUUUAUACUGAUUACUACCAUGAUAGUGACCUUACCAUCGGUUCAGUCCUGAACAUCUGGGGCAGAAAGUUCCAAGUGUGUGACUGUGAUGAUUUCACCAAGGCUUACUAUAAGUCCAAAUAUGGAAUAGACUCUUUUGAGCCAAUCAAAUACAGGGCUCCGCCUGCCAUGUUCCCACCCAGGGAGGUACCCCCAUACAAUGGCUUUGGCUCAGAGGAAGAUUCCUUGUGCUCUUGUCUGAGUCUCAUCCCCAAACCACCAAAGAGGGACUUUAUCAAGUUUAUGGAGAAAGACAGGCAUGGCCUUGAGAGCAAUGUUCUCCGUUUUGUUGGUUGUCUCAACACCACACGUCCAAUUGACAUGGACAGACGAUUCAUCAUCUCUUACUUCCUCUCUGAUGACACCAUCCUGGUGUUUGAGCCACCACAGAGGAACUCAGGCAUCCUUGGAGGCAAGUUCCUGGAAAGAGGGAGCAUCAAAAAGCCAAAUGCGAUGUCCUCCUAUGUUGCUCAGGAUCUGUUCAUUGGAGCGACUGUCCAGUUCUUCAAACAUGAGUUUAUUCUUAUCGACGCUGACGAAUAUGCAGUUGAGUACAUGGAGAAACAUAGUAAUGAGUUUCCUCAAGCCAAUGUCAACUACAUUUUGCCCAAGCUCAAGAACAUUGCAGAUGAGAAGUAUGAGGAACUCAAAGCUAUCUUCGCUGAAAAUGAUGCUGACAACUCUGGAAAAGUUUCUUUCAGUGCUUUUUGGACUGUACUUCACAGGUUUGGUCAGUUUCUAUCUGAGCACGAGAUGCUUACAGUGUCGCGUUAUUUCGCUGAUGCCAAGGCCGUGGAUGAUGACCUGCAGAUGGUUAUAGCUGCCGUCCAGGAACAGCUGAGAAAGGCUAACUUUGAAGACUUCAUCGCUAUGAAGGAGGCGUGUCAAUACGAGGAUAUGCAUGGAACUGGUUUCUUGGAAGCCAAGGAUAUACACAACCUGUGUCGUCGAUUCAACAUUCCGGCAAAGUCAGAACUGCUCGACGAGAUCCUCGCCCGUGCUGAGCGCAAUGCCGAGGGCUUGGUCAACUAUGAACAAUUCCUACGCCUUUUGAACUGGAGAGACUCGCCUGUGAGUGUACAGAAGUUCGUCCCUGUUCAAGCUCCUGAAGCAAGGCCUUCGGAGCGCGUUGGACCCAAGGACCGCGUCAAAUUGAUCAACUACAAGUCUCUUCUACAACAUCUUCUCCAGACAGAGUAAACUUCAGUUUAUUAUAGUUAUUCUUGUACCAAUUCUGGAAAUUCUUACAUAAUUCGUCCACUUUUUACCUUUUCUGCUAUAAAUAUCGAUAGAUAAAGCUUAACUGUUGCUUAAAUUUUUAUGGAAGGAAGUAAAAUACUUUAUUUUCUAAGACAUCGACUCUAUCCUUUAGUUGCGGGACGGAGAAUCUUCAAGCUUUUUAUACAAACUUGUAAAUAAAAUAUGAAUAGUUGUAUUAAAAAUGGUAUAUAAAAACAAAAUAAACGCCAA
Messenger RNA from Nematostella vectensis (starlet sea anemone), 2597 nucleotides. Its product is annotated as EF-hand domain-containing family member C2. Gene Ontology annotation, cellular component: microtubule. Bases 117 to 2327 code for a protein of 736 amino acids. NCBI's taxonomy places the organism in Eukaryota, Metazoa, Cnidaria, Anthozoa, Actiniaria, Edwardsiidae. The transcript is spliced from 14 exons. Gene Ontology annotation, molecular function: calcium ion binding. Gene Ontology annotation, biological process: regulation of neuron projection development. The record is from RefSeq and is a predicted model, not a curated record.